AAAAUAGAGGUUCCACUGUCUAUAUAAUGAAAAAUACACAUUCAGUCUUUAUAUUGACUACCUCAAAUGUCUAAGCUCUUAUUGAAGUAGCAACAAUAAUUGAAUAGUCACUAUCUUCUAGUACAAGUAAUUAGAUGUUUCUCUAAGUGUUAAUUUUAUUUCAAAGAUAUUUUAGAUUUUUUUUUAAUUACUGACGAAUUAUUUUAAAGUUUGACCAUGGAGUUAUUAAGUGUCUAUCUGACACUGACAUUUUUUAUAAUAAUUUCAAUCUUUGUGGUAAUUUUUUAUUUUUAUUCUCGCUAUAAAUUAUCAUAUUGGACUCGUCGAGGGAUAGAACAACUGCCGAAUCCACACAUCAUCUUCGGCCAUGUGAAGGAAGCUAUUUUGGCACGUACAGCUCCUGGACUCCAUAUGAGUGAACUUUAUCAUUCAGCGAAACCUGAACUACCUUAUAUUGGUUUUUAUAUGUUUCAUAAACCCUGUCUUUUAAUAAGAGACCCUGAAGUGGCUAAACAGUUAUUCGUGACAGAUUUUGAAAUAUUUAGUGAUCGUCAUUUCGCAGGAUCUUCACAAUUAGAUAGUUUAGGAAUGUUAAAUCUCUUUGGCAUAAAUAAUCCAGCAUGGAAGUUUUUGAGAACCAAAAUUUCUCCAUUGUUAACAAAGGGAAAAUUGAAAGGAAUGUUCCCUUUGAUGUUGGAAACCUCCGAAUCAAUGGUAGAAUAUCUGGAAAAUCAACCAGACGUCAAGAAAGGAAAUAAUGUGAAACAAAUCGACAUUCAAGAUUUGAUAUUCAAACAUACAAUUGAUUCGAUUGCUAAUCUUACACUCGAAACACACAGUAAUUCCUUUCUUAAUCCAGACUCUGACUACACCAAAGAAGCAUUAUGCCUGUUUCAUGGAGCAACUCGGAUGCGAGCUUUGCUUACUGUCUUUUUUAUGCCUGAGAUUGUCAAAUAUUUUGGUUUCCUAGUCUUAUUUAAACUCAAACAUUCUAUGAAAAUCUUUUGGGAAAAAUUCAAUGCUCGAUAUACAGGCCAAACACAACCGCGUAAUGAUUAUCUUGAUGCUCUAGUGAGUUUAAAAAAUUCUGAACCAUCUCCAUUGUAUAAAUUUGAUGGAGAGAAUCUUUUUUCUCUGGCUACGAUGAUUUUCUCUGGUCUAGAAUCAAGUGCCACUGCUGCAUCAUUUACCCUUCUACAACUGGCAAAAAAUCAUGAAAUCCAAAAUCGUGCACGAAAUGAGAUCACAGAAAUCAUCAUGAAACACGGAUGGACCAUGGAAGCCUUUAAUAAAAUGCAAUAUUUAGAGCAGUGUAUUCAUGAAGGAGUUAGAUUAUAUCCUCCAGUUAGCAUCGUUGAUCGAAAAACUGGACAAGAUUAUCAUAUUCCAAACACUGACGAUGUGUUAGAAAAGGGUGUAUCAGUAUUCAUUCCCCUCUACGGCAUGCAUUCAGAUGAGCGAUACUUCCCGGACCAUAAAGUCUAUAACCCGGAACGUUUCGCUGAUGGUCAAAAGCCUCUUGGUUUCAUAGGCUUUGGGAUUGGACCAAGGAUGUGUGUUGGUACAAAGAUGGGACUUCUAUUUAUCAAAUUGGCAAUCUCCAAAAUUUUAAUGAAUUAUCAAAUUUAUCAAAGGUCUGAAUAUUCUAAUGAGUUAGAUAAACGUGGAACGUUAAGUGUGGUCGCUCAUGGUGCUGAAAUUUUCUAUCAACCUAUUUCUCAAAAAUUGGAUGAAAACCAAAAUCUUAUUAAAUAAUUUGAUUUUAUUAUUUUGAUGUACAUGAUUAUUUUGUUUUUAAACAAAUUUUAUUAUACUAUU
Messenger RNA from Chelonus insularis, 1818 nucleotides. RefSeq names its product cytochrome P450 6k1-like. The record is from RefSeq and is a predicted model, not a curated record. The coding region runs from base 217 to 1755 and encodes 512 amino acids. The transcript has 3 exons. Gene Ontology annotation, molecular function: heme binding; oxidoreductase activity, acting on paired donors, with incorporation or reduction of molecular oxygen; monooxygenase activity. NCBI's taxonomy places the organism in Eukaryota, Metazoa, Arthropoda, Insecta, Hymenoptera, Braconidae.